Molecule: messenger RNA, 4128 nt
Organism: Cladocopium goreaui
Lineage: Eukaryota; Dinophyceae; Suessiales; Symbiodiniaceae
Source: the annotation of a GenBank genome assembly
AUGGCUCAUCUGCCUGUGUUCGUUGAAGCUGCUCACGGUCAGAUCUUUCGUUUGGAGACCUCUGAAGGCCGGGUUCAGAUCCGCGGCAGGGCGAAGGCUGCCAAUCCCAGUGGUGAGACGCUCUCAAGUCUACAGUCCAGGCUGUACGAUGUGCUAGAAGAUGCCAACAAAGGAGGAAGACACAUGCUGUCGCUGGGACCCUUGCAGUUCAAGGGCCACGAGACCAUCGCGGACGCAGUGGAGAACUACACCGGGGAAAUGGCCGCAGCUGGCCGAAGCUUUGCUGACCCCACGUUUGCCUUGGUGGACUACAGCGAGUUGAUGAAUUCCAAACGUUCGCCUUGCUGGAUCCCAGACACUGCGUAUCGAGGGAUGACCCUCCAACAGCUCCAUGAAGUCUUGGGCUUCAUGGGACAUCAGGCUUUUGCUUGGCAUGAAGCGCAUCGCCACAGUCCCAGUUAUGGCUGUCGUAUCCCUGAAGAGAAGUUCAAUUUAUACCACGCCAGCUAUUGGAUCAUCAAUCCAGCCACUCAAGGUUACGGCCUGGUGGGCUGUUCGUUGGUCGAGUUGAUUGCGGAGGAUGCGGAACUUCAGAAACCAAGAUGGUUCGUGUCUCACGCUUGGUUGGAGCCAAUCACCCUCUUCGUGGCGAACCUCUCCCGGCACGCGCACGUGAGGCAGUUGGAACUCGACACAGCGUUUUGGGUCUGUGCCUAUGCGAAUAACCAGCAUCACCUGGAGGCAGAUGUGGGCGAAAACCCACGGAGGAGCAGCUUCUAUCGUGCCAUGCAGCGGUGCGAGGGGGUGGUCCUCCUGCUGGAUGACCAAGCCACACCAUUUCGGCGAAUUUGGUGUUGCUUUGAGGAAGCCAUCGCGGUGGAGAAGCGCAACGGCACGGAGCGGCGUCAUAAGCUGCUGUUGGACGUUUGCGCCACCGAUGCCGAUGGCGUCGCGCACGUCAUCACAGAUGGCUUGGCAGGGAUCGAAAAUCAAAUGGUGCCCCUGCUGGGUUUGCACCACAAGACUUGUCGGGAGAUGACGUUUCCCAUGCACAUUUUGCAGAAGGCCCUGAGGAUCAACAUCCUUUCGGCUACAGCCAGCCAUGAAGCUGAUAGGACUCGCAUUCUGAACAGCAUCGCCUUCCCCCACGCACGUUUGGAAGAGCUUUCUGCUACGCCACCGCAGGAGAUGGGGCUUGGGCCAAGGGGUGGACUGCAGGAACACGAGAAGUAUCAGACGGUGAAUUGCGCCCUCUCAGCGCAGUUUGCUCUGGCGAGUUGGUGCAACAGCAUUUUGCAGGGUUGGGAUCCAACUCCCUUGGCCAAAGCGCUUGUGCUUGACACCUCCAGGCGGAUGGUGCAGUUGUCCUUCACAGGCUGCAUACGUUUGUACGACUCGGACUUAGCGAUGUUGGUGAAUCACUUGCCAUUGUCGCUGGAGGUGUUGCGCUUGGAUCUGGGUUUCACUUCCCUGGUGACCCUGGAACCUCUGGAGCGCUUGGGCCAAUGCAACUCUCUGGUGCAUCUGGAGCUCCGCUUCCCUGGUUGUAAGCACCUGGAAAGCAUGGCCGGCCUGGGUGUGGCCCUGCAGGAAAUGUCGCAGCUGCGGUUGCUGGCGCUCUGGUUUUCCAAGCUGAUGAAUCUGGAGAGCAUUGAAGGACUGGACGAGGCUCUGCCGAAGUUGACUUCCCUUGAGUGCCUGGCCAUGAACUUGGAUCGGUGUCCAAAAGUCCCCUUGGCCGCGCGGAAGGCGCUCUACAGAGGCGUGAAAUCCUUGAAGCGCCGGCAAGGCAUUUUAGAAAGCUGGGUGCAUAUCCAAGACGUCGAUCAGGAUAACGUGAUCAUGCGUUGUGUGAAACGCUGCACUUGCGGAAGCAAGCCGCAAAAACCUUCACCCUGGCAUUCCGAGAAGAAUCCGGUGCUCUGGCUGUUCGGAGAUGGGGGGUACCAAUGUGUGGUGGCGCCACAGCUGUUGCGCGCCCGGCUGUUGCUGCAGCUGGUUGCCGGAAGCUCCGUUCGCCCGGAGCCGAGGUGGCAACGGCGCAUCAUCGCAGCAGUCAAUCAGGUAGCUCGUUCGCAGCACUGGACGGAAGCCCUUCAUAUUACCGAGGGGUUGGGAGAUGGAGGCCGGUUGUCUGAGCAGCUUCAACGGAGCAAGAUUCGGCUGCAUAGCGAAAUGGGUAGCUGGCACCUUUGCGUCGAAGAGUUCUUCCGCGGCAUUGCUGCGCGUGGCACGACAGCGCCCGACCCGGCGCGGGAGCGGCCGCAGCCGCCAGGCCGUUUUGAAUUGCUCCAGCGGCCGCUGCUGCAGACGCUGCGUGCCCUGGUGACGUCGGCGGCGUGGCGCGACGCGUUGGAGUUGCUGCGGGGCGCUGCGGCGCAGCGCUGGCCGCAGCAGUUGGGAAGUGAAGUGCUCUCGAGGAAGAUGCUCUUCGUCUUCGGUCUCGGGGCCAUCGCCUAUGGCAACGUGCCGAAGGGUUCCUUGUUGGAGCAGCGACUUGAUGAGGUCUACGCCAAGAGCUCUUUGUCAUGGGUCCGUGCAACGAGCUUGCUGUACCUUGGAGAUGUGAGCACGGGAGAAGGGCGCGAGAUGCGCUCGACUGGGCUCCGUGUGGGUCUGCUGGGCUGGGCGCAGCUCCUGACGGCCGCGGGGCGCAACAGCCCCUGGCGUGCCGCGCUCAGCAUGCUGCGGCGCCGUGAAGCGGAGGGGAUGCGAUUGGAUGACGUGGCGCUAAGGAAGAUGCUGACAGGCUUGAGCGCUAGUCGCGCUUGGCAAAUGGCUUCAUGGAUGUUGCACGACCAACUCCUCCAGCUCAGCUUUGCCCGGCGUCUGCUGCGCCGCGGCAGACUCGCCAGGGCCGCGCUGCAGGCGGCUGCCAGCGCAGUGGCGCAAUGGGUGCCCAACGGCGCCGGAGCGGUGAUUCCCUACGCCAGGACUUGGACGAAGGUCCUGGAAUUGCUGGAAGACAGCCAGGAUGCAGCCGCGGUGUCCCAGAAGACCAUGUUGGAGGCGGCCAUGUCGGGCCUGGCGCGAUCUGCGGAUCUGCAGAGAGCCUUGGCGCUGCUGAACGACUCCUUCCACCGACAGGUGCAGGUUUCAGGAGUGGCGCACAGCUUCGCCAUGCACGCCGCGGCCCUGCGGGGCCGUUGGAGCACGGCGUUCGCCUUGUACGAUGCCAUGCGCCAGUGCGAUAGCAGGCCCAUGCCCAGUGUCCUCAUUCAUGGAGACGAAAAUCACCACUUCUUGCUCCUAGAAAUCGGGACUUGUGGCUCAAAGUUCGAGACGCCCAGCGGCAUCACCCUCAACAACCUGGCCUUGGCGCUGCGACGUUUGCGCGGCCGCGCCUGGAGCUGGACAGGUCUUCUCCUGGAGGAAAUGCGUGUCGAGACACUGCGCUGCAACGUGGUCUUCCUGGGCAAUGCCGUGCAGAGUUGUUCCACCUGCCACCACUGGAACGAUGCUUUUCAGCUCUGUCAAGAGAUUUCCCAGUGCAGCGUGCGCUGCGAUGCCCACGUUUUUUCGAAUGUGAUGACUGGCAUGGGCCGCAUGGUUCAAUGGAGGCGCAGCAUGGUGUUGCUUCACGCUGCACUGGAGAGAGGCAUGCAUACGGCUCCUGCAUCCACAGGCGACAGCCCACCGCUGACCAACACGGCAUUGUCCGCCCUUGCGGCCGCGGGUCAAGAUGUGCUGGCGCAGAAGCUGUUGCGAGACAUGCCGCGUGCGCAGGUGCGCAGGGACGUGAUUUCGCUCGCUUGUUUGACCAAAGCGUUUGACCGGCGGAGAUUAUGGCGCCAGGCGCUGGGCUCGUUGCAGCAGCUGCCGCAGCAUGCGCUGGACUUCAGCGCCAUUGCCUGCAGCAGCGGCGCCAGCAGCUGCAAUAAGUGCAGCAUUUGGAGUUGGACUCUGCAACUUUUGAUGGACACUUUGCAGUUGGAACACGAGAGCAGAACACUCUUGGUGGAGGAGUCGACCUACUGCUGUGCGGUGCAUUCCUGUGGCUCCCAAAGCGCUUGGCCGGAAGCGAUUUUUUUGAUCGAUGUGAUGCAAGCUGGACGCCUCAGGACCAGCGACAUCCUCUUCCAAAACCUUCCUGGCAUCUUCAUGGAGCCCCGUCGCGCACGGACCUAA